Molecule: messenger RNA, 1935 nt
Organism: Passer domesticus (house sparrow)
Lineage: Eukaryota; Metazoa; Chordata; Aves; Passeriformes; Passeridae
Product: protein C19orf12 homolog
Exons: 4
Coding region: 655-1122 (155 amino acids)
Source: RefSeq, a predicted model, not a curated record
GUCACAUUGCGGCUAGAGCCAUGCUGCAGCAACAGUAAACCUGGCAUUGAUAGGAAAAAAAAUAAAGAAAUAGCUAUAGUGUAAUUAAAUUUCGACGAUUUCAAAGGAUUUAUAAUUAGAUUUUAUGCUCAGCCUAUUUUAGUCAUAACAUUUUUAAUAAAUUUUAAAGCAUUCAGAACAUGUUGAUUAAUGAGAUGAAGUUUCAUGUUUUUGCAGUGAGUCAGGGAAAACAUCUUUCAUUUUCAGGCUUAUUUCUGGUCUUGAAGAUACCACUGCUGUGUGCUGUGCUAAGUACCUCUACAGGGGAACAGCUCUGCUGUUUGUGUUUCUGACUGUCAGCUCUUUCCUGUUUCGUAACUGAAAGUCUCAUUAUUGGCUUCAGUAUCAGCUAGCUGAUGAAAGUGACCUGUGACUUUUUUCAAUACAGCCUUCAAAAUGGAGAAACUGGCUAGGAAAUGGGGGAAAGAAUCACUCUUACUUCAUAAUUAGAAGGACAAUGAAUGAGGUCUGUAAAAAUUCAAGGGCGGAAGGAGUUAUGGCCAGUCUUUCACAGAUGCUUUGUAAUUUAGCAGACCAGGUUGCAGUUCAUAGAGAGUUGUUGCUGUACAGUUGAGACAGAAGAAAUUGUCACCUCCCAUUCUUGUGCAUCACCAUAUGGCAUCCCCUAUACGGACAGGCACAGGAUUUGGAGACGCCGGGAUGCCGGUGCGUGCUGAUGAUGUGAUGGCGCUGCUCAGCCACAUUGCCACGGUGAAGGGCAUGAAAGCUGCUGUCUCCAAUUCUGGCCGGGGAGCCAUGCUCACAGGUGCAUCAGCAUUUGUGGGGGGCAUGCUGGGAGGCCCUCCUGGAAUCGCUGUAGGAGGAGCACUGGGUGGAUUGCUUGGAUGGAUGACUUCUGGACAGUUCAAGUCAGUCCCUCAGGUUUUAAUGGAGUUGCCUGCUGCUGAGAAGCAGAAACUCUGUGCUGAAGCCAUGGCUGUUGUCAAGAACUUAGACUGGACUGAUGCUGCUCAGCUCAUUGCUCUUGUAAUGUCAAAUACUGCUCUCACAGAAAAGGUAUUAGGAGUGCUGACCACUUUCCUUACCAAUGAGUUCAAAGCACAACUAAAAUAUGGAGAAUAGUCCACUCCAGAGCAGGAUUUUUAUACUGGAAUUGCAUUUUACUCCCAUAAUUGUGAUUCUUCAACACAACAAUUGGUGGUGUUCAUUACUAAUUACAAAUAUAUGCUGAUCUAAGUUUGGGAUUUUGGUGUUUGGGGGUUUUUAAAUUUUUAUCAUUGUUGUUAUCAUUUUCGAUUCGUGUGGAUUUGGAAGCAUAGUAUUAGGUUACUGCAUUAUCCUGACACUGACCUGCUAUGAAGUUUUGGAUUGCUCUGCACUAGGACCAGUUCAAAUUGCUAAAGGGAAUCAUGCUGCUCCUAGGCUAAUGUGUCACUUGUGAAAAUUUUCAAAGUCCUUUUGUUUUAUUUUGGAGACUUGAUUCUAUUUGUUGAAGUGCUUUAAUUUUUUUCCCCUGGGAAUGACAUGUAAGGUGCCAGAGCAGCUGGGGCACUUUGAAGAAUUUUACCUGUUGUUUGUUUCAGCCCUGCAAAGGAAAGUUUUACAAGGAAGUACAUUGCUGUGAACUCAAAAAACUCAAUCCAUACUUUGUUUGUCUCUUUUUUAUUGUAAUUCUUGAAUUAUCUUUUUAUGUAAGAAGGAAAGCAAAUUCUUAAACAAGAUUUCAAGAAACAGGAAAACACACUGUGAACACUUUCAAUUCAAUUUUCACCAGGUUCCUGUGCCCUGGGAUGGGAGGGUGUGGCAUUAAAAACAUGGGGAGCUGAAUCUGCCAGUUUUGUGUGAGCCCCAGGAUGAAGGUUGUCAUUUGAGCAUUGGUUUCUUGCUUGAGUCUGUACAGCUGGUCCUUGGUUUUCAUUAAAAUCUUAAGAAGAA